UAAGAGCUGCGAAUGUAUUUAUUUCCUAUAAUAUGGAGUUAUUGCAGAAAUUUAAACAAAAUGGGUUCUUUACUGCAGAGUUGUAUCACUUGCUUGCUAAGAAGAAGUUGGUGGAUCCAUCAGAAGAGAUUGUACCAUCACAAUAUAUAAAAGAAAUGAAAAUGUCAACAACAGAACGUUUACAGCAAUUACUGCCUAUACAAGUUGAGAAUUACGUUAAAUCUGGUAGCAAGAGUAACAAAGUUGUACUAUCAUUUUCGCCUAGAAUAAUUAUAUUUCAAAACUUUAAGCCUAAUGAAAAAGUUGUGGCAAAAUUUUCAGUUAAAAACAUAAGCAAGGCGCCAACAUAUUUGAAUAUGGUAUACAAGGAAUCUUCAUAUUUCUUUAUCAAACCUUGUGGAGGCCAACUUCUAUCGAGAUUGGCUCCAGGAAUUAGUAUUACGUUUGCUAUAACCUUUCAGCCUGUUCAAUAUGAGGAUUACACUCAUAGAGUAACUUUCUAUACUGAUAUUGAUCAAUACGUUUUACCACUAAUAGCAAUGGGACCAAGGCAUGUGUUUGAUUUCCCCGAUCGGGUAAUUAUCCCAAAGACACCACUCAAAAUUGAAAGUUAUGUUCUAAUUUCUGUUCACAAUAUUGGCAUAGUUCCUGGUGGCUUUACAUUUAGUACAAGAUGUCCAUUUUCGGUGCAGCCAAAAUCUGCGUACUUGAAUCCUAAUCAAAAAAUUGACGUAAGAAUUGCGUUGAAGACAAUGCGCUUGGGAGACACAAAUAGCAUAUUGAGUGUUUUAUUUGAGACAGGAGAGAAUUUUAAAAUAGAAUUAUUUGGUUCAACUUAUACUGUCAGCGUAGAGUUGGAAAAGCAAGUGGUGAGGUUUUUCGACACCUUCAAUACACUUGUUCGGCAGCAGACAUUUAAAAUCACAAAUAAGUCUGACCACGUUUUGACCUACAUGUGUAUGAAGAAUGAUUGUGUUUACUAUGAUUUUGAAGAAAAAGUUAAACUAGCAACUGUGUUCUAUAAUUUAAAAGAAAAUGAAUCUAAUAAAACUGCAAAACUAGUUCAUUAUGAUGUUUUAAGUAGUGAUGAACAUGAGAGAGUUUAUACAAGGAUAUUUUAUGAUGAAAUUCAAGCUUUAGUUGCUGAUGAGUCUUUACAACAUCAAAAUAUGCAUUUUACUAUAUCUCCUAUACAAGGCAAAUUAUGGCCUAAAAAAACAACAGAGUUAACUAUAACAUUUUCACCAAAAGAGAUCGGGGAAUUUAGCACAAUCGCAUAUUUGGACAUCGACGGAGUGAACGACCGUGUUCCUCUUAAAAUUGUCGGAACGUCGUUACCACCUUCUAUAAACCUAAAUUUAGAAACACUGGACAUGGAUUGCGUAUACAUAAACAAAAAAUACGACUAUGAAAUUGUAGCUAUGAAUAAAGGUCAUAUCAAUGGGUUAAUAGUGUAUAAAAAUGUCCCGCCUUUAUUUGGAAGUAUAAUCACAUGCACACCUGAAAUGCGUUGUUUACGUCCCGGCGAAAAAGACAUUUUCGUUAUUUCUUUCUGCAACUCAAAUCAAGGUCCUUUCUUUGAGGAAAUAAACUUUUCUAUUCGCGACACCGACGUCGUAUUAAAAGUGUAUUUAAAAGGAAUUGUUAUUUAUCCAUCACUGAUGUUUAGCAUACCUUGCUUAGAUUUUGGGAUGGUGAGCUUAGGAAUUCCAAAAACCAUGGAUAUUGAAGUGAUUAAUGAAUCAGUAGUCGAUGUAGCUGCAAAUAUAAAAAUAUCGUCAGACGGGCCAGAAAUAAGUAGCAUUACAUUAGAGGACUAUGCUGUAGCUGACAGUCCUAAACCUAUUGUACCUCAAUGGCCUAGAGAGUUUAAUAUAUCCCCGGAUAAGGUUAAUAUAGGCCCUGAGUCGCGUGUUUCGUUGAAGAUAACACUAACCGCAAACUUAAUAAGAGCAAAUCAGACAUCUUUAGAAUUAGAGUUAGAUAAAUCGGAUAGCCCACCAAUCGUCUUACCAAUUACGUUCAACGCAAUGGUACCACACAUUACACCAGCACCAGAUAUCAACCUUAGAGCAUGUUUUUUAGACUUUCCAUAUAAACAUGAAAUUGCUAUAUCUAGUAAUAAUUUCUGGGGGUACUUCACGUUAGUAGAACCAGAGGAACCUUCAACUUUGGAAGUUGAAGUCGGAGUAAAAGAAGGCAUCAUUAAGCCUAAUAGUACCUUAUGUUUACCAGUGACUAUAAAAACUAGUGUAUUGGGAGUUCAGGAAUAUUCCAUAAGGGUUCAUCUGUUUGGGCUGUCAACACCUGUCGAAAUUUGCCACAUCAAUGGAUGCGGUGUAAGACCUAUUGUGACCUGUUCACCCAUGGCACUGCAUUGGGGUCAGGUUAAAUUGUUAACAAAAAGCCAGAAAAUACUUACAUUAUGCAAUGACUCCCCAGUUGUUGUUAAUUUCCGAGCUUCGUUGUUAAAUCGUGAUGGUCGGUGGCAAAUAUCUCCUAUGGAAGGUUAUAUUGAACCUGAAUCUGAGACAGACUUGUUACUCAAUCUGUACCUUAUAGAUGCUGAUAGCUAUUCUAAUAAAGCGGUUAUUCAAUUGGAAAAAGUGAAAGAUAUAUUGGUGCCAUUAUCUGCUACAGGUGUAGGAACAAGUAUAUUGGUUGGGGAACUAAGAGACAAGGUAAUGCUGGGCCGACACUUUACGAGAAUCCCCUUGAAUUGCCAAGUUAUAAUGGAAAACUGUGGCACCCGUAUGCAUGCUCUUGAGUGGAGUGAACACUAUAAAGCUCCUAAAACAAAGCAACACGCUACCGGAUUUUUCAACUUGGAUCCUAAGAACUUUAAAAUGGCUGCUGGAGAAAAAUUGGAUUUAACAAUAACAGGGUUAUCACACAAAGUCGCCACCGUUAAAGAAAUGUGGUAUUUGGUUGGAAGUGUAGAGGGUAUAAAUAAAAAGGAAUUACUAUUGGAAUGCCAGAUCAUUGCGGAAUUUGUAGAUCCAAAAAUAGAAAUAUCCUCAAACGUACUGGAGUUUCAGUAUGAUUAUGGUCCAUAUAGUGAAUUCUAUAAAUUAACAGAUAUUGUCACCAUCAAAAAUGUUUCAAAAUUACCCCUGGAUUUUGAAAUUAGCGUCAAACCACCCUUUGCGCUUAUUCAAAAGCAGGGCACUUACAAAGUUUUACCACACGAGGAAAACUUGUGUGGGUGCAUAUGUUACAGAGAAACAGAUUUAAAUGUGCCAAAUAUGAUUACCGAAAAUGGACUCCAACAAUCUAAGAUAUUUAUAGACUUUUUAACUCUUAAACCGGUGGACCCUCUACGAAAUGAGCCACUACAUUUCUUUCAAGAUAUGAAUAAAAUAAAAUUAGCUUUUAAUCUAACACAUGUGAUUGAAGAGCGACUGGAAGACCAAGAAGUCAUGAAAAUACAGAUUUUAUUUGACACGACCAAACAUCAAUCUCUUAAAUCUCGAGUGUAUUGUGAUUUGUUCAGAAUCAAAUUUAAAGGACACAAGAACAAAGAUGCAAUCAAAUUAAUAGGAAAAAUAAACUUUCCAAACAUGUUUGUGUUAUCGCCACGAGUUGAUUUUCAGUGUGUGCUGAAUGGAAGUAUUGAAAGCAAAACUAUAAAAAUUCAAAAUGCGACACCUCUUUUAGUUUGUUACAGAUUUAAUUGGAAAAAGUUUAAUAUAUCUGAUACAAAAAUGCCGGAAAUUUCUAGACAAGAUAUAAGUAAAGGUCAUAAGGUUUCUACAAAUGAAACUGAGGCUAGUGUUGGAUCUGCAGCUGAUAAUCCGGAGCACGAAACUACGGUCAGGGAUGUAGCAUCUCCUCCUUAUGAACUUGACGAGACCAGUUCAGCAAGUAUUGAUGACCGCAAGGAAGAUUUUCAAUUAAAACGAUAUAUAACCAUGAGUAAAAUUACUCCAAUGAUUGAUGCGGAUUAUGAGUCAGAAUUUGAAUGGAGUUAUAAGUUCUUUAAGAAAGAUAUGCGAUACCAUGUUGGAGCGAAUGACGUUUUGCAGUUAUCUCCACAUCGCGGUCUUUUAAAACCGAACGAAGUACAAUACGUUCAAGUAAUUUUUAGACCUAAGCUAAAUAUGAAUAUUCGCGCUAUCUUAGAAUGUGAAGUACUUGGUGGUCCUCCGGAAACUAUAGUAGUUACUGGCCAAAGCUGUGAUUUGAUGUACAAAUUAAACUCACGCAAAAUUAAUUUUAAAAUAAAAUCCUUUCAUGAAAAUGCGAUAGAACAACUUAUUAUGUCUAAUAUAGCACAGCUACCUUUUGAAUAUAAGACUUAUUUAAACGAGCCUAAUUUCGAAAACGACUUGUAUGGAACGAUCUUAAAUAUCAUACCAGAUGAAAAAGUGUUAGAGCCGGAGGAAACCAUUGAUGUCAAUAUUGAAGUAAGACCAGGGGCUAUGGGUUAUUUUAACACGGAAUUCAUGUUAGAAAUUGGACAUUUGCCUCUAAUACCUAUUGAAGUAUUUGGGUGGGGAGUGAUACCACAAGUAUAUAUAUCAUUGCCAAGGCCAGAAAUGUCUAAGCUUAACCCAGAACUGGGAUAUAAAGCAAUACCUACAUUGACUGAAGAAUAUUUAGAAGCUAUACAUGAAAUAUUCACAAGAAGCACUUCCGAACACUUAAAUUCGCCGCUAACUGAGAAAUGUUUUGAAGAUCCUAUGUUUCAAACGGAUUGGCAUAUUUGUUCAUCUUGGGACGCGUAUCCAUCAACGAUGGAUAUUGAACUUGCUAUUGAAAGGAUGUUAGUAAUCAAUUAUAUACGAUUGCGCCCAGACCUCUUAAAUGUCUAUUCUACUACGUCUAAAAUGAUACCUAUACCAGGCUUUCAAACAACACCAUACGUAAUAGAUUAUGGAGUAGUCAUAACUGGAAGCACAGUGCAGUGCUGUGUUGAUAUAAUUAAUUACGGACCUAUAGUAACUAAACUCCAUUUCGCGAAAGGAACUCGUAUUCCACAGUGGCUUGGAUUAAAAUUAUGUGGAAAACUAAAUGCGGGCGAAACAGGAAAAUUAGAAGCAACAUUUGCUCCUACUUCAAACGAUUUUACGGAAUUAGAACAAAUUGUUGAAACAUCCUUUAAUAUCGAUGUGCCGUAUGGUGUUACCAUCCCAAUUCAAAUCAAAGCAUUGUGUGCGGUACCAUAUUUGUCUUCGAACGUAAAAAUAAUAGACUUUGGUACAAUAAGAUGUGGUGACAAAGUUGUUUGUUCCAUACCACUCAAAAAUGUUGGUAAACCUGCAUGCAUUUGGUACGUUAAUUUAAAAGCUAAAAGUCCGGGACCUAAUCCUAUGACGGUCUUAGAUACCUCUGGUAAAUAUGAGCCAGGCGAAGGUGGAUGGUUGAGUAUAGCAUUUAAGCCCACUAUGGAGUUACCAUAUGAAGGAAUUCUUAUAUUCAAAUUCCAUAUGAAUCCAAAUAGAAUGACUAUUCCUGUUGUGGGACAAGGAAUCUUACCUCAAAUUCAUAUCAUAGGACCGAACGUCAAUUUCCCACCAACAUUACCUUGGGCUGAAACUACUGAUAUAUAUUUUGGUUUAACAAAUCCUUGUCCAUUUCCAAUUGAAUUAAUUAUUGCUCAUAGCGACAUCAAAUGGAAUCAGGAAGAUGAAAUUUAUCAAUUGCUGUAUAAAUAUUACAAUAAACCGAAUGAAAUGUUAGUUUCGGCUAUAAAACCGGGAGCGGGUAUGCCUCAAGAAAUAUUGAGCUUUUACUUUAAGUUUAAGGAACAAGUUAGGAGAUGUAUUGAAGAAGAAGGUCAGAUGUCCAAGGCGUCAACUGCAAGGCAAUCUGCUUCUACUAAAAAAGCGCAAAAGAGUCCAAAAACAGCUCCAAAAGCUUCAAGUGCGAAGGAUGCAGCUGGUCCGAGAAAAGCUAGAACUGAAGCAGAAAUUGUUAAUGAUGUUAUGAAGUCUAUGAAAGAUAACGGCGUCGAUCCUCUUAAGGAGUGUCUUGACGUGUGUGAAAGUGCAACCUCAGUUAUUGAUACUGACAGGCACUCAAAAGGGAUGCUUAUAUUUUUUCAUGGUUCACCAUGUGAAGAAAUUCAUUGCCAAGAAAUAGCAUAUUCUACCGGAAAAGCACUUGGACUACCUACUAUUAAUGCAGACGUUUGUGUGGUAGAAGCAUUGUGUGUAAGUCAAUGCAACGCAAAAAUGGUGUUAAUAACUGCUAUAAAUGAAAUGUACGAACUGACACGAAAAUGCAAUAAAGAUUCUGAUGAAACGGGAAUAGAAUGUGAAGAUAAUAUAUUUGAAGAAACUGAUGAUGAAUUUGACAUUAUAUGGAAGAAAAUAGAGUUUUUAUCAAACAGCAAAAAUGUAAACACCCCUCGUUCCAAAGCAAGUGAUAAAAAGAAAAAAAAGUCGCCCACGUCGUCUAUAGCAUCCCAUACAGCGCUUGGAGCUAUGGGCUCUACUACUAUGUUCCAUAUGGAUUUGACACAAGAACUUCUCAACGAUUUCUUCAAUCAACAUAAAUUCAGUCGUGGAUUCAUUGUGGACACCUUGACAAGUAUCGUUUUUAAAAGCCCGUCACUCGUUAUAUCUACUCUCAUAAAGUGUAAAAGCAACAUAUGGAACAUACAUCUUGUAUUAUGUCAAUCAGAUUUUUCAAAGUGGGCUCAAAAUUAUGAAGAAACUCAAAGAGACCAUGAUAAUAUCGAUGAAAAUAUAUCAAAAGUAUAUGACGAAACAGAAAUAGCAGAGAUAGUAGAUUCUUUCGAAGAUAUGGGAGAUGACGAGUACGAAAAUGCGAAUCCUGAACUUAAGUCUAUUUAUAUUACCUACGGCUUAGAAGAAAGGAGAAUGAAAUAUUACGAAAAAAGAGGAUACCCCAAUGAUAGUCUAAAGCAAGAGAAAAGUGCGAAAGAUCGAAGUAAGUCAUUAUUGGUGGUUGAUAACGAAUCGAAGAAAAAAAUUAAAAAAGACGAUACGAAAGGCAAACCUACAAGUGAAUACGUAUUAAUGAGUACAAAAUAUAAUGACUAUUUAAAAAACACAUAUGAAACUUUAAUUAACUUAGCAAAUAAUUGGAUAUUAGAAGAAUGCGACGUAGGCUUCCCUAUUGUUGGCUUUAAUGGACAGGUUGUAGGUUCAACUCAUAAAAAAGUCAAGAAAAAGUCGGAGAUGCAAUUACAGGCAUCUGAAGUCGAUAUCACUGACAGAGGAUUCCCAUUAACUCUAGUAAUGUGUCCAUGCUUGCGUUACAAGAAAGCAAUUGUAAAUAUGUUUAUGCGAUCAGACCUUGUCCGAGAAGCUCUUCAAGAAGAGGAGGUAUCUGAUAUACUCAAAUGUCCUGUGAAUAUCAAAGAAUUUACAGUUUUAUUGCCAAAAACAUUCCCAUUGAUACUGAAUGAAGAACCUCUGCAAUGGCGUUAUUUGGAGGAAGCGCCGAUUAAAAAAUGCGAAUGCAAUCCGCUUACUGAUUUAAACUUACUGGAUGAUACAACACAAGAAAAUGUACUCCAUAUACUCUCAAAAUGGCAUUGCACGUGUGGUAAAAAGGUCACGUCUUCACAAACUUCAACAAGUGAAAUUCCAUCCCUGUCAGUUGAGAAAAUAAUAUCAGAAGAAAAUCCGGAGUACUUUUAUCCCUUGCCAUUACGUAGUGUGAAGUCCACGAAAGAUCAUGACGAUAGAAUAGUACUGCAUCCUGGAGAUCUAGUUAGAUGCAAAUAUUCAUUUAGUCCACAAGUCGAGGGAAACUAUAGUGUGAAACGAUUUUUUGAGGUCAGCGGCUGGCCAGAAUCUAGAGUUGAGAUAAAUAUAUCCGGAAUUUGUGAUUUGCCAAGAUUAGACAGCCGACCCAAAAAAAUGUUUGAAAAUUUUGUUAGAAGAAUCGUAGAAGACAAAGUUUAUAAAGUAACGUAUAUAGAUGAACAGAAGUUAUUUGAAUUUGGACCUAUUUUCAUUGGAAGUAACCGGAUAUAUGAAGAGCACUAUUCAAUCGACCUAAGAAAUUCUUCAUUAAUAACAGCAGACGUAGUCAUAGAAUUUUUGGAAGACACAUCAGUUUUUCAAAUUGACAAAACAUUUAUACGAUUAGAGCCUGGUUGUCGAGGAAAAGUAACUGUCUUCGCGGCGCCCGCAGAUCUCGGCGUUCACACGAGCGUGCUUCUAUUUUGCGUAAAGGAUAAUCCAGAGAUAGUUUCAAUAAAAAUAGCUUGCACUGGAGUUGUGCCUGCUGUAGAAAUUCUACCGCUGACAAAGACUAUUGAAUACGGCCGACAUUUACUAUACAGAAGAGAAGAUGAUCGUUUCAUUGUUAAAAAUGACUCAAUAUUACCAAUUAUGUGGCAAAUUCGUAAUCCUCAAGAUUUUAUUGAAGAUUUUAUAAUAGCGCAGACAUCUGGUAUAGUUCAACGCCAAGAUAAUCAAGUUGUGCCUGUCACCUAUAUUGCCUGCAGAGUUGGCGUGACAGCUCAUAAACCCCUCACAAUUGAUAUAUACGAUGCUGAAGGGAGGGGAAACCCAAUGAUUGUAGAUGUUCUUUAUUUAUCAGCAGAAUGUUAUGAUGUUAUGGUUGAGUGCGCUUACGAGAACCCGAGUGAAAAUUUCUUAAAUUAUGGCAAUGUUAAAGUGAAUUCCACAGUUUACCAAGAAAUGUACCUCUUGAAUAGAGGCAAAUAUAAUAUUUUUUACAAAUUAAAAAAGGUCAAAAACUUCCCUGAACCUUCAUUAUUGAAGUCGUUCGAGGCGGUGCCAGACUAUGGGGUGAUACCACCAACCUUGAAACUAGCAACGAUAGAAUUUGAAUGUACACCUACCACCUCCAUGAAUUUAAUAAACGUCCCAGCAUAUACAUGUUCAUUGUUAGAUGGCAGUAAAAAUCAAGUAGUUGUAGCCAAAUUUCCAGUUUGUGUUACUAUUGCCUCGUUCUACAAUACGUUUACCCUCUUUCCACUGGGAGAACUGAAUUUUCAUAUAAUACCGGUCGGUAGUGGUGUAAUGCGGGAUGUUAUUUUAAACAAUACGAGUAAAUGCCCAAUAACGUACGAAAUUAUACUACCGCCUGAAUAUCAACCUGAUCCUGAUGCACCUUUACCUGCGGCGAAAUUAAAAGACAAUAAAAUUAAAAAUCCACCGCUUAAAUGUGGAAAUUUCUUCAUAAUGAAUGACGAUAAUUUACUCGCUCCGGGAACAAGUCGGACACUUCAAAUACAAUUUAUGGCGACAGCGGCUAAAACAUUUGAAGAAACAAUCAAGUUUAUUAUAAGUGACACCUGUCCAGCCGAAGCGUGCGGGGUACCGCUUAAAUUAGUUGGCACUGGUGCGAUGCCCACGUUAGACUUCUGGAAUAUAGAAACAACAUUCCGAGAACAUUUAAUCGUGAAAAAUCUUUCUGAAUAUAAAGUUCCAGAGUCAUCGCCGCAUUGUGUUUUCGUAGAAGAUUCGGUGACAUUAUAUUUUUAUUGCGUGAAUGUCAACACAAGUUAUACAGCAACAAUAGACUUGUACAAUAGUGGCUUAGUUGCUUCUGUUCUUAGUAUGAAACUGCAUUACCAGUCAAACUCAAACCCCGAUAUCUUCUCGUUGGAUAAAUAUGAAACUCACAUCGAGCCAUUAUUACAUAAAAAUCUAGGAAUUAUAUUCAGCCCAAAGACUCUUAUAGAGUAUAGAGCUGUUCUGGAAAUUAAACUAAAACUGCUUGAUAAUCAGGAACAAUCUUUUAGAGUAUGUUUAAUUGGUGAAGGAGUCAUCCCAAGGAUUCGUCUGGUGGCCCCCCAAUUACGCCACCAUAGAAUCGCAUUGUUGCAAUUCCCAGUAACAUGUUUAGGAUCUAUCAGUAACAAACAAAUACGCUUUAGAAAUAUAAGUUCGGUCAAAACUGAAGUGAUUGCAGAAGUAUUGUGUCCACUCAAAGAAGAACGACCUAUAUUUUGGAUAACAACCAGUCAUGGUAGUGAACGUAUGAUUUUGCAAGGUAACAAUGAUGAUAUUAAUGAUUGUAUGCGACUCAUAUUACGUCCGAAAGAAUUAGCUACAUUAAAUGUACAUUAUAAUCCAAUACGAAGAGGCAGAAUUUCUUGCGAUGUUAAACUAACGAUAUUUGAAAAUCCCUAUGAAUUUUUCGUUGUAUUGUGUGAAGCUGAAGCAUUUAUGGAAGAUGUUAUAUUACUGGGUCUAGAGAUGCUUUCAAUGGAUCUUGAUUUGGAUGCAUAUAAAUCAGCAGAAGGCACUGUGUCUACAGUUUCUACGUUAGAUAGUAGAAAAAAAAGUAAAAGUGCAGCACCGUUUGAAAAAAGAAAAUCUAAAAUAGAUACAAAGAAAAGUAAAAGAAUGUCGCAAGCGUCGGUAAAACACAGUGACACUACAAGUAGUAUGGAACAUUACGUACAAAAAUAUGUUCUGGAAUUCGGUGGAUGCGAACUUUGUACAAUUCAAAAAAGAUCCGUCAUAAUGGUCAACAAUUCUGAGAAAAUGUACCGAUUUAGUUGGGAAGAAGCAGAACCUAUAGUUGUUAGACCAUCAAUUGGUUAUAUUUUACCUGGUGAAGAAAAAGAUUUGGAAAUAAUGUUCUUCUCCCAGAAACCUGUUUCAAUCAAAAAGGAGUUUCUAAACCUUUCUUUAUUGGCGGUUGAUGACGCUAUGAAUGCCGAUAUUCGAGGUAUAGCUUGGGACAAUCGACAGACCGUUACCAUAUUUGACCAUAAUGAAGAAAUUUGUGUAAAUGAGAGAUAUGAAGAAAUCAUCACAGAACAGUCCCACGUAGCACCUGAAAAUGUACUCGAUGUUUUAAAUAUGAUUGUUGUUUAUUCUGCUUUAACUGAAUACACAAAAUAUACGUGUGAUUUACGAGAAGAAAUCAAUUUAGAGGAUACCUUUAUCUAUCAAACAAGACACUUCAAUUUUAAAGUGAAAAAUGUUGGAAAGGUUCCAAUGAAAGUUGUUUGGAACUUUGUUAUUGAUGAUGAAUUUCCAACAAGAAUAGAUAAGCCUCUAAUAAAGAAAGCGAUGGAAACUGUCGAAGAAGAAGAUGCGAACAAUAUUUGCGGUGAUUCUAUUAAUCGUGAAUCUGUUGAGAAUAAAAACGAUGGUCCAAGUAAAGUAACGCUGUUUAGUGAGAAAAGUAGCAGAGAAAGUGUUGAUACUUGGUUUGAAGUAGACCUACCGUUUAUGAUAGAGCCAACCAAAGAAUGUUUAAAACCAAAUGAAAGUUGCACUUUUAAAGUUACGUUUGCGCCUCUUGAUGCAUUUAUGUAUAAAGUUAGACUAAAAAGUGGAAUAGAUAACCUGGAUCCAUAUGACAUGAAUAUAUCAUGUAAAAUAACAGCAAAAUCUUUAAUCCCCUUCGUACAUUUAGAUAUUGAAGAAAGCGAUUAUUUAACAUCAGGGAGAAGAAAAGUUUCUGGUGUAGCAUUACCAAAACAUAUCACAGUGUUAGAGUUUAAUGUACUCGGUUCAGGGUGUUAUAAAAAGAUCUUUAAUGUUAUCAAUCCCACAAGCGAAGCGUAUGAAUUUAUAUUUGAAAUGGUGAUGUCGGACAAACCGGAACUAAUACCGGUACAUUGUAACAUGCUAAAAGGUUACGUGGAAGGCGGAACUUCUACAGAAGUUGAAUUUACAUUUUCACCGACUGCACCAGGGGUUUAUGAAUCUCAAUGGAAGUUUAUAAUUCCUGUAUACUCGAUAAUAUUGAAUCUCCUCGUGGUGGGCAUUGUACGAGAGCCGGAUAUUUCUUUCGUACCAACGAUACUCUUGAUACGGAAUUCAUUAGUAGGAUUCACUACAGAAAAUAUAGUUUUAUUGAAGAACAACGAAAGCGAAGCAUUGAACUUUGAAUUUAAAGGAAAUUCUCUAUGUAAUGAAUCCGGCAAGACACCGGUCAUCGUUGAGCCAGAAAAGGGUGUUUUGAAAGCACAAUCUGAAACCGAAAUAAAAAUUAUUUACACGCCAAUACAAGAUGGACCGCUUUCGUUUAAAAUUUUCUGUAGCAUACAAUACUUGACCAAGCUACUAACAUUGUGUGUGAAUGCCCUAAGUCAUUCUAUAAAACCUAAAAUAACUUAUUAUUUGAUCGGCAAUGACCACAUUCUGAACAGUGACGCACUUACAAAUAUUCAUCUUGAUCAGACGGCGUCAACAUACCAAAGAACAAUUCCAUUUUCAAUUAAGAACGACGGCUCAGCAACGUUUUACUUCGAAUGGCACUACAAUUGCAGUUCUGUGAAGAAGUAUCUACAAGUUAGCGUAGAGCCUUACAGCGGUCACGUUAGCCCCGGCAAUGCGGUGGAAUGUACCGUCUACUUUACACUGAAACAAGUUCCUGUACAAGCGUUUCCAAUGACUUUAUCGAUUUCCGAUGGACCUGAAUACAACAUAUUCCUUCACGCUGAAAUAGAAAAGCCCUUGUACCAUUUUUCCUGCAUGGAAUAUGAUUUUGGAAAAUGUAUAGUUAACGCUCCGGAUACAACGUACAAGAAAAAUAUCGCCUUUGAAAACGACGAUAAAGAGCAAAUAACCCUGGACCUUAACUUUUCAAGCAUACCAGAAUUAUUUGUUUAUUAUCGGAACGAAGCAAUUGUAGAAGCCGGUCAGCGAAUGAAAAUUUCGAUUUACUUUAGACCUAAACAAGUCAAACAAUACGAGUUUAAAUUACAUUUCUGGGUGAAUUCAUUGUGUGAAGAGAUUGUUACAAUUAAAGGAGAAGGGGUCCCACUUCUCUUCGAUUUAUACGAAGGCUGUCAAAAAAGUUUCGAUCUUGGUCCUGUGAAAGUGGGUGAAAAAAUAAUCCGUCAAAUCGAAGUAAUGAAUCACAGUAAAGUGCCCAUAGAGGCUAGUUUUAUUUUCCGCGAUACUUACGGUAUUAUUGACGAUGGAACAAAAUCUGAAGGAACCAGUGUCUGCCUUAGUCCCAGCGCUGCCAACACGCAAGUAACAGCUGAUGCAGGUCCAUCUAGAAAUGAAAUGCUGCAACGAUACAAGGAUAAUAAAAUUCAAGAGCAAAUUGUUAUGGAUAUACAAAAUGCACUCACUUCGUUAAAGGUUAUACCAAACAAAUGCGUCAUAAAACCGUAUAGGAAAGUGCCUCUGAAAAUUCAAUUUAAACCGAUCGGAAUGAUCAGUAAGCUGAACGUCCAGUUGAACAUGAAAGUAUUCCAAUUUGAGCGACCGCUUGUACGUCUUAGCGGCAGCGCCACCGGAAUGAGUUUCUGCUUCAGCCAAAAUUCGUUGCAAUUCGGACGAGUUCGCAAGCGUGGUUGCAAGAUUCUUAAAGUCAUGUUGUUGAAUAAAGGAGACUUUGGUGCGAGAUUUUGGUGGCAGCCAUUGAAAUCAGACGAAUUUCAAAUAUCACCAAUGCAAGGCAACAUUGCAGCGCGCACAAAUGUUACUUUCACAAUAACGUUCAGACCUGCCGAACAUAAUCCCUUUAUUAAAGUUUGGGCUAGCUUAAAUAUUGAAAACUACCCUCCACUAGAAUUGGCUAUGUACGCAACAUGCGUAGAUAUUGGGAAUGUUCAGAAUAAAACACUAUACUUAGAAUGUCCAGUGAGAGAAGUGCAAACAGGAUAUAUAGUGGUCACAAACCCGUCAGACGAUCUCUGGUUAGUGUUGUCUGAAGGAUCAGGAGGACCAUUCGAAACGCUAAAAGAGUUUAACGUAGAGCCAAAUUCCACAUUCGAUAUACCAGUCCACUUCAAACCCAAAACAAUUGGAAAGCAUGAGGCACAAAUAUUAUUCUCCCCAUUGGGUGAGAGUGCGCUUUUCGUCCAGAUGGUUGGGGCAGCAACUCAUCCCAACCCAAACGGCACUAUAAACAUCAGUGUUGCUGCUAAAGACUUCCAUACUGAGGAGCUAUUUGUUUACAAUAUUACAGAAUUCCCGGAGUCAUACUUGGUAUCCACAGAAAUCGUGAAGGUCAUACCAGAGAAAUUCGAAGGAUACUAUGAAAUACAUCACCCCGACACCGUAAAAGUAUGGGGUGAAGCUGCUGCAACAUGCCGUUGGAAGUUUGUUUGUUACGAGGAAUGUGAAAUACAAGCCAAAGUUUUGUUCGUCAACGAAGAUACUCGAGAAUACCAAUUUUACAAUAUAAUAGUGUCCGUGACUCCAAGUAAAAUUGUGGACACCCUAACGUUUACAUCCCGCGCCCGCGAGUCCGUUCAAAAAGAGCUGGUUAUCAAGAACCCGCUGUCUUCAGAUGCUGAAUUUCACAUAAUAUCUGAUAAAGUAGAAUGCGCUAACAAGAUAAUGGUUAACAGGAAAUCUGAGGCUGUUCUUGUAAUGACAUAUUCCCCACUUGUCGUGGGAAAAACGGAGGAAUUUUUAGAAGUCAGUAAUCACUUGGUCGGUUCAUACAUUUACGGCAUAGUUCUUACAUGUCUACCAGCUAAGGAGAAGAAUCUAGAAUAUUCAACGCCUUUGGGCACUUCGAUACCAUUGCGUCUACGAGUGCAAAAUAAAACGGAUGUGAGAACAGAUUUUAUCGCAACGGUAUCACAUCCCUCAAUAAUAACUGAAGCGGAAUAUUCUUUAGGCCCGUUUGAAAAGGGCAAGUUUCAAGCAAAGUUUGAACCUACUGAGCUUGGAGUUCAGCACUGUAGGGUAUCUUUUGAUUCGCCCGUUGCUGGGGAAUUUGUAUUCAACAUAAAAGGAAUCGCUACUGAACCAAAGCCCCAGGGGCCGUAUGAAAUCAGAGCUGGCUCAUACACGACAAUCACGUUCAAAAAUGUAUUCGAAGAUACACGAAUGUUCAAAAUAUUUGUUGAUAAAGAGGAAUUUUAUGUCAAAACAACUUACGAACCGCUGAAACCGAAAAAGGAUAUUAAGAUCCCAGUUUACAUAAAUGACAAUAUAGUGGACUGGGUGUCGCGGGAAUACCCGACUGGAUGCCUCACUAUUGAGACUUACGAACCAUCGGAGCCGAAAGUCCAGUGGACUUAUUUCCUACAAGGACUGCCAUAACUUUUGAUUUUGUGUAAUUUUCUUAAAUAUAU
Colias croceus (clouded yellow) is the source of this 14959-nucleotide messenger RNA. RefSeq names its product hydrocephalus-inducing protein-like. Gene Ontology annotation, cellular component: axoneme. Gene Ontology annotation, biological process: cilium movement; axonemal central apparatus assembly. NCBI's taxonomy places the organism in Eukaryota, Metazoa, Arthropoda, Insecta, Lepidoptera, Pieridae. Bases 33 to 14927 code for a protein of 4964 amino acids. The record is from RefSeq and is a predicted model, not a curated record. The transcript has 81 exons.